Messenger RNA from Ambispora leptoticha, 1551 nucleotides. NCBI's taxonomy places the organism in Eukaryota, Fungi, Glomeromycota, Glomeromycetes, Archaeosporales, Ambisporaceae. The record is from the annotation of a GenBank genome assembly.
AUGAAUCGAGGUGAAUCUCUUGUAGAAGAUUUAAAAGUAAUGGUAAACAAUUCUCGAUUUAGUGAUGUCAAAAUCAAAUGCUCUGAUUACAAAGACAAUAAUGACAUUCUUUAUGGUUGUCGGAUGGUUUUGGCGGCACGCUGCGAAGUUUUCGAAAAACUGCUUUUUAACGGAAUGCGUGAAACUCACGAACCAGAAAUAGUUUUUCCAGAAAUAUCGACUUUAGCUAUGAAAGUUGUAUUGGAAUUCAUUUAUACUGGUACUGUCGAUGAAAACAACUUGAAUGUUACCAACGCAAUUGACGUAUACUAUGCUGCAAAUUAUUUACUUCUACCUGCUUUGGAAGAAGUUACAUUUUCGUUUAUUGAGAGAAUACUUUCAAGUAACAUCAAAACUAGUAUUGUUAAACUUUUCUCGGCAAUGAUCACUAAAUUUGACGUACAGGAAUUUAAAGAGUCUCGCUUAUUCCAACUGCUUUGCAAAAAAAUGAUGAAAAUUCCGUUAGGCACCCUUGCAUUUGAAGAGAUAUCCUUUGAUGUGCUAAAAGUGCUAUUAUCACAAACGCUCGAUCAAGAUGAAUACUUUGCCACGUCUGAAUACGGCGUUUUUCGAUAUGUUGUCCUAUGGGGAGCUAACAAGGUUUCAACACAAGCUCUCGCUGCGUAUGUUAAAGUCUUGCCUCCCGAUGAUUCUGUCGAAGCAUUUUGCGAUGAGCUUAGCCAAAAAAACGAGGAAUUGAUUGAAGAAUCGAAAUAUCGAAAAUAUCGUCAACAAAUACUGAAGCAAAUUGGUCAUUUAUUACCUCUUAUCAAUUUGAAAUUGAUAAAUAUGAGAAUUUUGGCUUUGAUAAUUGAUCCUUUAAGGUUAAAUUGCGUAGAAUGUCUGAAUAAAGCGUACCGAUUUCAUGCUAUUUCAAAUAAUCCUACGAAAACGACACGAGGAUCAUUCGUAAAUAGAAAAAUAACCUGGGAUAAAACCAAGUGUGGACCGCAUUUAAUUGUCAACGAUGACGGAACUAUAGUUGAAUCAUUUAUCAGAAAUCGUAGUCAAAUGGUCAUAGCCAAGCAAGCUUUCAAAGGUGAAGACUUUCUUCAAUGGGAUAUCGUUAUAGAGAAAACCACCAAAUAUGUAGCGAUUGGAGUGAUCUCUUAUACUGAAAUAGAAAAACCUGAACCUGAACUUUCCAAGAGUCUUAUCUGGCAACCUAAUUGUUGGUGCAUUAGCUCUGAUGGCUCAUAUCACGAUUUAACAAGCUCAAGAGGAUAUGAAUUAGAAGCUUUCAAAGAAGGUGAUACGGUCACAACUCACUUGGAUAUGUCAAAAAGAACUCUCUCCUUCUCUAUAAACGGAAGGAAAAUGGAAACAGCCUUCCGCAAUAUCGCAGAUAAAGUUUAUCCAGCAAUUUCUCUAUCUUCACUUGGAAAGUUACGUAUUAAAAGUCUCAGUCUACCUGAGGAAAAACUUUCUACCGAUUUUAAACCAGAUUAUAACGAUAUGGGGAACGCAAGUUGGUGGGACACAACGGAGUCGGAGACAAAUGGGUGGGACUAG